Messenger RNA from Ananas comosus (pineapple), 1609 nucleotides. RefSeq names its product tRNA:m(4)X modification enzyme TRM13 homolog. The transcript has 9 exons. NCBI's taxonomy places the organism in Eukaryota, Viridiplantae, Streptophyta, Magnoliopsida, Poales, Bromeliaceae. Gene Ontology annotation, biological process: tRNA methylation. The record is from RefSeq and is a predicted model, not a curated record. Bases 135 to 1412 code for a protein of 425 amino acids.
UUUACGUUCUUUGUGUAUGUUAGCAUCGGUCGGAGGAAACGGGGGUAAACUCUUCUCCAGCAUUCGGAGCUCGGAGGCGAUCUGGAUCCUACUCGCACGGAGGAGAGCUUGAGCUUCUGCUUGCUCUCGACUCGAUGGCGGCGGCGGAGCGGUGCCAGUUCUGGCUCCCCAACAAGCGCCGCUACUGCGCCAACUCCCCCCUCCCUUCCUCCCAGUUCUGCGGCAACCACCACUCCUCCUCAAGCGCCCUCCGCGUCCCCUGCCCCAUCGACCCCUCCCACUCCGUGCGCCAAGAGAACUUGGAUUCGCACGUAAAGCGAUGCCCUUUGAGGAAACAAGCCGAAGCACUCGAGGCCCAACCCUACUACUCCGAAUCCAUCAAUGCCGGCGAUCCCGACGAGAUCAUCGUGAGCUCGGCCGCUAAAAGGAGCGCCAUUUACAACCUUUCCGUGCUCGAAUUCUAUGAUCUUGUUGACAAGAUCAGGUCGGUCCAUUCCGCUGCGGCAACGGCAUUGCAGGAUUCUUAUGUUGUGCCGGAAGCUUGCGAGGCUUGGCUGAAAGGGCAAAUAGAUAGGAGGCUGCCGUAUCAAGAGAAGCAUGUUGUGCAGCAGGCAUCGAUUCUUGGGAAUAUGGAAGCAUUUGGAUUGAUAGGAAAGAAAAUCGAGGUGGUAAGAGAGAAUGCCAAUGAGAACUCUGAGGGGAGUGAUUUGUUGAAUGGAGAGGAAGGUGCAGUGCCGGCUGUUGUCGAGUUUGGGGCCGGGAGAGGGUACUUGGCGCAGAUGCUUGCAGAUUGUUAUGGAGUUAAGAAGCUUUUUUUGGUCGAGCGGAGGUCGUACAAACUCAAGGCUGAUCGAAGUCUGCGGCAAAACCAGAGCUUAGUAUUAGAACGUUUAAGAAUUGACAUUGAAGAUUUGAACUUGCAUGCAGUAGAAUCAUUGAAGGGUCUUCCAUACCUAGCUACCGGGAAGCAUCUCUGCGGACCUGCAACAGGCCUUGCUCUCGCAACAUGCUGCCACCAUCUUUGCCAAUGGAAGCAUUAUACAAAUACAAAAUUCCUCUCGAAUAUGGGGAUUACGAAGGAGGAAUUCCAUGCUAUGACAUGGUUUAGCAGCUGGGCUGUAGAUGGCGAUCAUAGUUGCGAACUUCCUGAUGUGGAAGAGGCAGAGAAACAUCUAGCAGUCAGUGAGACGAAAGAAGCUGAUCUAGAGGGUGGAGGUAUCGAGAAAAUUAUUCGGAGUAUACCAGCAGGGGAAAGAGCUGCGUUGGGUUUCUUGUGCAAAGAAAUAAUUGAUACAGGGAGGCUACUGUGGCUAAGAGAACAAGGGCUUGAUGCCCGACUUGUAAACUAUGUCCCAUCAAACAUCUCUCCUGAGAAUCAUCUGCUUAUUGCUAAGCACAGGUUCGAUAUGUAAAAACCCUUUGUCAAAAUCUUUAAUCAGGUAAUGAUAUGUUUUUUCUGAAGCAAUUAAAAUAGCGAAUUCAUCUCGAAAAAGGUGUGUGUUUGGCAUUAAGGACCAUGUCAGUUGCAGUAUACUAAGAACAGAAUAAUGCAAACGAAAACCGUAAAGAGCUAUUGGUAUUUAAGCUACUCCGGCCUUGUUUUUAUUCA